AUGGCUGUCAUUCUCGCACCACUGUUGCACAGUUCGGCCAUCCCCACUACCCCAAGGCUCACUACAAUAUCUUUGAACGUGAAUGCAGCAUCGAUGGGUAUGUUCCUGGGCAAUACGAUGGGCCCUUACCUGUCCAUGGAGAUGUUCAGUUAUGUGAGUCUCAUGCCGAAUAUUCUCUUCAUGGUCCUCUUCAGCCUGAUACCUGAGUCACCCUAUCAUUAUGCUCUUCACGACAACAUCGAUGAGGCCGAGGCAUCUCUCAAAUGGUUCCGACGAGAGGCUGACGUCAAGGCCGAAAUACGGGAGCUCCAAGAUUUCGUUGACGGUGCCAGCACUAACGUUUUAACGAAACUCAAGGCCUUCCUGUUACCAGCGAAUUUGAAGAAUAUCUUGGUCAUGUUCGGCUUGAACGUCUUCGUCCAAGGAAGCUCGUUCUCCACAGUAAACGCCUACGCAGAAAUCAUCGUCAUCAGUACCAAAGUAAACAUCACCCCGUCGAUUAUAGUAAUGGCGAUGUGUUUUGCCACAGUUGUUGCUGGUUUCAUCGCUACUUUGUUGGUGGACAAAUUUGGUCGGAAAAAUUUACUAAUACUGUCUAGCGUCGGCGUCGCUAUUUCGUUUAUCGCUCUUGGUCUUCACUUCUAUCUUCUUUCUUUGAAUUUUAAUUCUGAAAAACUGACAUGGUUGCCAAUUACGGCAUUGCUAUCCUUUAAUCUAUUUGUGUCUUGUGGCCUGGCCACGGUGCCUAGCACCCUUAUCGGUGAGAUGUUCCCAGCCAAUCUCAAAAAUCUGGCGUCUCUUUUUCUUUUUUCGAGCAGCGCUUUAUUUUCUUUUAUAUUCGUUAAAAGCUAUCAACCUUUUAUUAAUUUGGCCGGAGAAACAAUUGUCUUUUGGAGCUAUGGGCUUUUCGUACUUGGAGCGGUGCCCUAUGUGCGGUAUUUGAUUCCCGAAACAACAGGCAAAAGCUUACUGGAAAUUCAGCAAUCCAUCAAAAAAUAAAGUGACGCAAUUUAUCAAAAUAAAAAUUAUAAUAUUACAAAACUUACAAAUUUAUCCUG
Molecule: messenger RNA, 1058 nt
Organism: Wasmannia auropunctata (little fire ant)
Lineage: Eukaryota; Metazoa; Arthropoda; Insecta; Hymenoptera; Formicidae
Product: facilitated trehalose transporter Tret1-like
Exons: 3
Coding region: 1-999 (332 amino acids)
Biological process (GO): transmembrane transport
Cellular component (GO): membrane
Molecular function (GO): transmembrane transporter activity
Source: RefSeq, a predicted model, not a curated record